This is a messenger RNA of Galeopterus variegatus (Sunda flying lemur), 1500 nucleotides long. RefSeq names its product cadherin-like and PC-esterase domain-containing protein 1. The coding region runs from base 574 to 1500 and encodes 308 amino acids. The transcript is spliced from 7 exons. The record is from RefSeq and is a predicted model, not a curated record. NCBI's taxonomy places the organism in Eukaryota, Metazoa, Chordata, Mammalia, Dermoptera, Cynocephalidae.
AACACUGAACGAAGGGAAGCAGUUCAGACGCAUAAAAGGCCGAAAGCAGGACUGCUUUAAGAUCGGGCGAAAAAUGAGGCACCGCUAAGGCCACCUGGCCCGCGCCCAGCUGUGCUGCAGGCGCUCUCGGCUCUACCCACUGCUCUGCAGACUCCAGGUUUACUCUGCUGCUGCUUUCUCUUUUCCUAUACGCUGAGGCAGAGUCGGGACUCCUUUUCUGUGAGUUUAAGGAUGUUGUGAAAAUAAGGCAUCGCCGGAAGCAACGGUUUGACAGCCUGGGGUACUCUCAGGUUAUGCGUUACAACUAUUAUUAUUUUGAUGUCUUUUUUUAACCCAGGUCAGGCACUGUUUGCAGUCAUCCAUGGAAGGGCUCUUAUUAACCGCCUCAGACUUUUGGGACCUAUGAUUCUUUGGCAGGACCCUUCGGAAAGUUCUCAAACGGAGAUGGAGCAAACUUGACUGAAGUCGUGGAAAAAGAAGACGGAUUUGUAUUUUUCAUGCUGACAAAAAAAAAAAUAGCUGCUAUGACUUUUCUGUCAACGUGGACAGGGGCCAAGUGAAGCUGAGCUGGUCAUGUUCUGUCGCCCAGUGUCCCUUUGUCGUCGGCGAUUUUGCCCCCGGCCCUUCUUGGUGGGCUUGGUGGUGGCAAUCUGUCUCUUCUACCAGACCCUGACACUCCGAGGGACGAGGAAGCUCACAGCCAAUGUCCCUGGGACUGCCGCCCCCACACUCACUGAAACCCAGGCAAGUGGAUGCAAGAAAGGAUUCUCCCUGGACAGACAGUGCUUCCUUCUCUCCAGUAAUGCACAGGAAAUCAGAAAGAUCAAAGAGUCAAUUGAGACACACUUUGGCAGCCAUGGCAGAAGCGCCAUACUCCUCAGGCCUCCUUCCUACAGCAAAACAGAGCUUCGGAUCCACCAGCAUCUUCUCACACAGCAUCGCUAUAGGGUUGUCAUUGCUGAAAAAAGGCUCCAUGCCGGCCUCGGGCUGGGGCUGCUGGAACAAGGUGAUUUAGGCUCUUGGGAUCUGCUCAUUUGCCUGUCUUCUAGGAAAGCUGAUGAAAAACCCUGCAUAUCCAAGGAGGAUCUGUGCCAGUUAGGUUUACAUCAAAAGGUAAACAUAUUACCAGAAAUACAGCAUCAGCUUUGCAGAAAGGAAGGAUUAUGUCAAAUAAUUAGAAGAUUUCCAGAAUUGCAACUUCCAGUGAAUCCCUCUGUGUGUCUGGAUCAGGGAAUACAUCUAAAGCCGAGUACUUCGAGUCACCUUAUAAAAUCAGUGAAGCUACAUAUGUGGAAACCAGGGGAUUGGAGACGUGAACAGCUGAAUCAAACAACAGUCCUUGCUCCAUAUGAAACAAUUUUUAGAGCCGAAGACCUAACUGUGAUUCUUAAAGCGUAUGUGUUGGUGACAUCCUUGACCCCGUUGCGUGCAUUCAUUCAUUCAACUGGCACGGUUUGGAAUCCACCAAAGAAAAAACGCUUCACUGUCAAGGAAGCAUAA